CCACUUCCUGCAUUAUUUCUGCUCAGAAGAGAGGAGAGCAGUGUUGUUAGUUUGAACAAAAUGGCUGCAGGAGCGCUGUCAACGAGAGCUUACUGAACGCAUAUUAUGACUGUCCACUCCUACGUUUGGAUUCCUCGAGAAUGUAUUUUGUGGGAUUCUUUUUUUCAAGUUGCAUUUGUGCGGUAGUCAGCUCGUCGGUCAGAUGUUGUUGCUAGCCUGCUAGCUCUUCAGCUAGCGACCUAAACAACAAACAUUUCCUUUGCACUUUAAUACAAGUUGGCUUGCGCCAUCAGUUCUAUGCGAAGUCAUCGGCUAAUGUUAUUCUCUGAAAGCUGCCUGAUUUAUUUCUAAUCUGUAAAAUAUUGCUACAGUGGAUGACUAUCGCCAACUAGUUUCAGCAUAUUGCCUGCUUUUUGAAGAUACAGUACUUGUCUCUAAUGUUUUUCGGUAGCUAGCUGUGCUUUUUUCUAUAACGUUAUCGUGCUACUUUGAAGUUCGUCGUUGUUAUUAGCAAGAAUUGUUACACUUCAUUUUUGCUCUAUACAUACAAAGUACUUGAUGUAUCUGGCUGGCCAGCUGGCUACAAUUUGCCUCGGUAUUUUUGUUAUGAAAAGCUGCUCUGGCGGUAAUCCAGUCAGUAAGCUGCGGUCGCACGACAGCUGAACCUUGCUGCCGCUAGCAGUCUGCGACCACGACUGAAACCCUGAACUCCAGAAUCAUUUUUACGGGUACUCGAGAAGAAAAAGGCUUCAAAAAUGGUUUUCCACAUCCAUUUCUGCCAUGCACCAAUUCGCAAUUAAAAGCUGCCAAACCUCGACGUGUGAAGACGCAAGCUGAGAGAAGCUAGCAGAACGAGCAGAGAACCAUUUGAUGGAAGAAAAGAAAAAGAAAAAGCACGACGAAAAGAACAAGAAAGACGCCGCUCAGAAGAAGGUUGCUGACCUGAAAACCAAAGUGCCAGAACCUUCUAAGCCCGGCCCCCUCCUCCACCACCACCACCCCAGCGCCAACCCCUCACACCCCCCCGCCACCUCCACGGGCGCCAACGGCGGCAAUGGCAAGCGCACCCUCCCCGGUGCCCAACAGACACCGUCAGCCCAGCAGCAGAGCCAGCCUUCCUCCUCCUCCUCCUCAGGCCCCCGCUACCCGCCCCGCGAGGUGCCCCCUCGCUUCCGCCAGCAAGAGCACAAGCAGCUGCUGAAGAGGGGACAGCCCCUGCCCACAGGCGCCCUCAGCGCCCUCGCCUUCCCCGCCCCGCCCGCAGGCUCCUCCCCUUCCCAGGAGGCCACGCCCUCUCGGAGCUCCGCCUCCUCGUCCUCCGGCCCGGGCAAAAAACGCAACUCAGACCAGUCCCUCCAGGGUGGCCUUGGUGCCCAGUAUGAGAAUCCCCAUUGGGGAGCUCUACCACCACCCAACAGCAGCAACAGUCCCAGCGAAACCUUCAGCAGCUGGGAUCAAGUGAUCAUCGACGGCAGCGACACGGACGCCUGGCCCUCCAUCAGCCGCAGCAGCGCCGACAGCCGCCCGGCGCCACCAGAAUGCCCCUCCGUCACUAGCGACGGCACCCUGAACGCCAGCGCCACCAACACCUCCACCAGCAGCAGCAGGAACAUGAGCAUGGCCACGGGGGCUGCCAGCCAGCAGGCCCACUACCCCUCCUCUCUCAAGGCUAAUGCUAACGCUAGCAUGAUGGCGGGCCCCGGAGCCGCCGUGGGCAGCAGGGGCUGGGGCCCCGAGGGGAAGCCCGAAGGCCUGGGGAUGAGCGGGGGCCGCGCCGGAGCUCCCAGCUGGAACUCGGCACCCAACUUUAACCUGAACCUUAACCCCAACGCCAACCCCUCUGCCUGGCCCGCGCUGGGCCAAGAGGGGGGUGGGAUGGGCAACGCCGGCUCCGGCUCGUCCAACCCCCAGUCGAUGCAGCCCGGGAUGUGCGGGAGCCAGGCAGGCAACGGCAUGGGGAACGGCGGACUGGGUGGAGACGGCGGCGGGGGAGGGAACUCCUGGGGUGGCAUGAUGAGCCCCGACAACCCCUCCCCGAACUCGAAUGCGUCUUUCAACAUGGAGCCGUCCAGCCUCAACGCGGACGGACCGCACCACCACAAAAAACAGCAGCCCAACCCGGAGCCCAUGAGCCCCAUCCACGGCCUGCCCGGCUGGGGGGGCCAGUCCCCCACCGAGUCCUCCCAGCUCAACGGGGACACGGGCAGCUCCGUCUGGGGCAACGGGGACUCCAAGACCUCCGGCAACAACGACUCCUCCUCCAAGGACUCCGGCUGGGACUCUGCCCCCUCCGGAGGCCUCUCAGCCUGGGGCCGCGGUGGAGGCGGAGGCGGGGGCAGCGGAGGAGCAGGAGGAGGCUGGGGAGACUGGGGGAAGCCGGCUGGGGGCGGGAACAACGAGUCCAAAGGCUGGGACUCGCCGUCCGACAACGCCGGAGCGGACCAAUCUCUGAGCUCCUGGGGCCAGCAGCCAGGCACAGCCCCGGCCAGCGAUGGCAGUGGGGGCAGCAGCGAGGGGCAUGGACACAGGAGGGAGAGGUCCUCCAGCAUGGACGUCCAGCCCCCACCCCUGCCCCGCCAGGACCUGGACCCCAGGGUGCUCUGCAACACGGGCUGGGGCCAGACCCCAGUCCGCCAGCACACCGUCUGGGAGAUGGAGGAGGCAGCUGCCGCCGCUGCGGCCGCCGCCGCCGCCACGGAGCGCAAGAGCUCCAAUGGCAGCAUCGCCGACAACUGGGGCAGCCCCAAUGGACCCUCCUCCUCCGGACCCCCGCCGCCCACCAACGGUGGACCCAGUAACCCCAAUAUGGGAGCCCCACAGCGGCCAGGCUCCGGGGGCAAGAGCGAUAACCAGGGUGGGUCCUCCUCAGGAUGGGGAGGUCCGCCGCCUCAGCAGACCCAGUCUGGAUGGGGAGAGCCGGCCCCAGCCAGCAAGGCCCCCAACGGCACCGGCAGAGGCUGGGGAGAGCCCAUGCCUUGUGGGCCCAACGCUACCAACAACGGCCCCAAGAACGGACCUCAGUCCUGGGGCUCCUCGGAGGACAAGUCCCCUACCUGGGAGGAUGGGCCAGGGAAGCCCCAGAGCCAGACAUGGGGAGAGGGGCCCAAGGCCUCCCAGGGCUGGGGCAACGCCAGUGGAGGCUCCAACAGCUCCAGCGGAGGAGGAGAGUGGGGAGAACCUGCCGAGGUGAAGAAGAACGGCUCGUCCAGCAGCAUGUGGGAGGGAGAGAACGGAGGAGGAGGAGGAGGAGGUGGUGGUGGAGGAGGAGGAGGUGGAGGAGGUGGUGGAGGAGGAGGAGGUGGAGGAGGUGGAGGAUGGAAGGACAGCCCGAGAGGGAACAAUGGAAACGGAGGUUGGGGAAAGCCUGCCCCUGCUGUAGGAGGGAACUGGGGGGAAACCCCACGCCCCAACGGCCCUGCGCCCGGCUGGGGGGGCAAGCCCCAAGACGCGCCCAACGGCGGUAGUGGCAGUGGAGGAGGGAUGGGUUCCUGGGGAGGCCCCGCCUCCGUGAAGCAGAGCUCCAACUGGGGGGGAGGAGGAUCAGGAGGAUCAGGAGGAGGAGGAGGAGGAGGAGGGAAACAGGACCCUGGCAUGGAGCCCACGGGCUGGGAAGAGCCGUCCCCUCCCUCCAUCCGCCGCAAGAUGGAGAUCGACGACGGCACGUCCACCUGGGGCGACCCCGACGCCUACAACAAGACCGUCAACAUGUGGGACAAGAACAACCCCAAUGGUCACCCAGGGAACAACCACCCGCCGCCCAGCAAGAACGGAGGAGGAGGAGGAGGAGGCGGCAUGGGAACCAACGCCAACAGCAACCAUCACUCCGUUCCCCCCGGCAACAACAACAACAACCACCAUCAUCACCACCACCAUCACCACCACCACCCGCACCAUGGCCAGCCCCCCCCACCACACCCCCAGCACCACGGCAACAACAACAGCUCGCCCAAUACAGUGGCACCACACCAGGGAGGGGCCCCCCAGGGGAGACCCCCCCUCGCCAAUCCAGGCUGGGGAGAGCUGCCCAGCAGCGCCCAGCCCAAGUCGGAGCCAGCUUGGGGGGAGCCCGCCACCCCGUCCGCCUCCGUGGACAACGGCACCUCCGCGUGGGGCAAGCCCCCGGGGGGCGUGGGGAGCUGGGGGGACGGGGGCCACGGGGGCCACGAGCCCUCUGGACCCUACGGCAGGAGCAACGGGCCCCCCGUGUCUGCGCCCUGCAAGCCAGGUCCGCUCCACCGUCCCCCGGCCCCCAAACCUAUGCAAGAUGGCUGGGGCGGCGCAGGCGAGGAGAUGGACAUGCCGUCUGGCCAAUGGGACGCUGACAACGGGGACAUGUGGAGCGGCCCCGCCUCCCAGGAGAGCGGCUCCUCCUCCUGGGGCAACCAGCCCAAAAAGGGCCCGCCAAAGGGGAAGAUGCUCUCCAAGCCAGACGAGGCCUAUAUGAACCGCCUCAUCAAGCAGCUCACCGACAUGGGCUUCCCGAGGGAGCCUGCAGAGGAGGCUUUGAAGAGCAACAACAUGAAUCUGGACCAGGCCAUGAGCGCUCUGCUGGAGAAGAAGACGGAGCUGGAUAAGAGAGAUGGCAUGGCCGACUACAACAACGGCAUGAACAAGCCCUUACUGUAGCCGCCCCCAAGCCCUCUCCAAGACCCCUCCUCCGACCGCAGCCCCUUCCUGGAUAAGGACGGUGUUAUUUCAGAUGACGCCCCCUCCUCACCGUUUAUGCCUUCUCCCAGCCUGAAGCUCCCCUCCAUGGGCGGUGGCAGCCUGCAGGGCCUGGGCUCACAGGGGCUGGCCAUGCAAAACUUGAACAACAGACAGAUGCAGAGUGGAAUGUUUGGCAGUAGCGGAGCAGCACAAGCCCGGCCCAUGCAGCAGCAGCAGUCUCCCCAGCCGUCAGUGCCACCUCUCAGCUCCUCCCAGCCUAGUCUACGAGCUCAAGUGCCUCAGUUACUCUCCCCUCAGGUUCAAGCACAGCUCUUGCAGUUUGCAGCAAAAAACAUUGGUCUGAACCCUGCACUUUUAACCUCACCAAUUAACCCUCAACAAAUGACCCUGUUGUACCAACUUCAGCAACUGCAAAUGUGGAACCAAAACACAAUCUCUUGCACAAACAGACAAAUAUACUCAACCACAUCCAGAAUCACACCUUCAGAAAUCCCCACGCAAUUUUUUUUCUUCUUCCUUUUUUCUCUUCAACAAAUGUUCAUCCAUUUCCUCUCCCCCGCCUCUGGGUUUCAGAUCGACGGCUCCACUCUGCGCACGCUGUGCAUGCAGCACGGCCCCCUCAUCACAUUCCACCUCAACCUGACCCAGGGCAACGCGUUGGUGCGCUACAGCUCCAAGGAGGAGGCCGCCAAGGCCCAGAAAUCCCUGCACAUGUGCGUGCUGGGGAACACCACCAUCCUGGCCGAGUUCGCCGGGGAAGAGGAGGUCAACCGCUUCUUUGCACAAGGCCAGUCGCUCCCGCCCACCACCAGCUGGCAGGCCAACCCGGGCACCAAUCAGACGCGGAUGGGCGGGGCGUCGCAGUCGCACGCCAUCGGCCACUGGAGCAGCGGCGGCGGGGGGGGCGGGCUCGGAGGCAAGACGGGCGGCGGCGAGCUGCUGUGGGGGGGCGUGCCCCAGUACUCCAGCCUGUGGGGGCCCCCCGGCGGAGACGACGGGCGCGGGAUAGGGAGCCCCACCCCCAUCAACACCCUGCUGCCUGGAGACCUGCUGAGUGGGGAGUCCAUGUAGGUCACACUAACCACAACAGCUCCCCCCACCCACCCCCCGCUGUGCCUGCCAGCAGAGGAGAGAGAGGAAAACAAAUAAAACAUUUCAACUAAACAGGAGCAAAACCAAGCAAAUCAUGUGGCGAUAAUCAGUAUCAAUUGAACUGUGAAUCGUAUAGCAGAAGGAUGGGGUCUUCACACACAAGACUGCAGACCCCAGUCCCUUCUAGAUUUACCGUGUCUUUUUAUGUCCGAGUUCUUUUAACACUGGGGGGAGAUUUACUCGUGUUCCUGGAAUACAACAGAAGAAACACAUGAGACAGAGACAAAUGACUCAAUAAAAAGAGAACCUUUUAAGGGAUUUUUUUUUUGUUUCACGUAAAUAUUGUGUGAAGUGUCUUUAGUUUUGUUUUUCAAAAAAAGCAAUCGAAGAAGCUGCCAUUUGAAAACGUUCCUUCGCCCCUGAAUCCCAAAUUAAAAACAAAACUACCAUUCCCAGCAUGCCCGUGGCCAACGAUAGGGUUCAAAGACCUUUUUACUUAUCAUGUUCACAUUCGUUUUCUCAGCACUAAUAUUAGCCUUAAGUGCUCUCUGGCCCAGGUUCUUCUCAAGACGCCUUUUUUUUUGGUUUGGUUGUAAAACCGAAGAAAAAGUUGCACAGUGUCAUCUCUGAACCAGCAAGCGGGGCAGGACACUAGAGACGUAUACCAAGUCAGACUGCAGUAUGAGGCCUGUCUGCGCUGGCCCUUACCAAACCAUUUCCGAUUGAUUGUUCACAAAGGGAAUAACACUGCUGUUUCUACAUUUCUUUUGUAUUACCCGGGGCGCAAUUUUUUGAUAUAUAUAUAUGAAUCGCAACAUAAGCUGAGAGAAGAUGAAUGCGUCUGCUCAUUGAGUGUACACAUGGAGUUUCUCUGGUGGCACCUAAUCAUCAUAGACGUCUGUAAGUCCAGACCCCCCCCCCCCCUUCGCUGAGAAGAAGACCUAACUUCUACUGUGCUCACCUGCAGUACUACAGGUGCUUGUCCACGCACGGGUCGGCUCGUCAAUUCCGUUUCCCUCGUCCGGUAGGGUCCACCGCCAGUUCCUGGGGGGGGGGGGGGGGGGGAACCAAGCAAAUGAAAUGACUUCACCUCGACAGUUACAUAGUGCAAUAUACGCCACAGACUCUUCCGUCCACAAGCAAAUCCACCAGAGCUGGUUCCUCCAGACUUUUCCUUUGGUGAUGGGAUCGAAACAAAUCUAUUUUGGGACUACAAAAAAAAAAAAACCUUCUUGAAACAUGGAUCCCUUCCAGACCCCUAACACCGCCUCGCCCCCAACCCUGGGACUGUUGGGCCAAACUCUGCAUAGAGGAGGAGCUGGUAUUAACUGAGUGUUCAGAGGCUGUUCUGCAGUCUGAACCCACUCGUACACAGCUAGGGGUACGCAGGAAUGCACUGCACAUCCUCUCUGCACACCACAGACACACCCAACUGAGACAGCUGGGGUUAUGGAGGGGCUGGGGGGGUCUGGCACAAAACCAAAUACGAGAGGUUUCUUCUAAUGCAGUAGAUCUAUGAGUAUUCCUUGCAUUUGGUACUGUACAACAACAAAAAAACAUGACAAACCUUGACAUGACCUUUUUCUAUUUCAAAGGGUUUUACCAUAGCACUUACGAAAGAGCAAAUCGCUUCAACUGCAAUCCAAUAAAUCAGAAAAAGGAGCUAAACUAAACAACAACAAAAAACAAAAAAAAAAAACAACUCCUGCUCCUUUUUUGUACUGUAUCUAGACUUGGAAAUAUGUCUGGCAUACUAAGUUGUUCCACUUUGGUCCAAGAACUUGAAAUGGACAAGAAUGAACUUCAGAAACGGUAGCAGGAGGAAAAACUGAAAUGUACUAUCGUAAAAAGACAAAAAAAAAACAACAAAAAAAACUGCGGUGUAUGAUUGUUUUUUUUUUUUGGUAUUGUUUUUUUUUCCCUCUUCUUUGAACAAUAUCAAAGUGAAUAUCACUGUUACUCCAAAUGUUUAGCCUUGGUUGUGUCCAGAGGCGCUAGACAUGCAAUGUUACCCGUCUCCGGCGCCCGCCAGUGGGUCGGAGUUGGGGUGGAGAUGGGGAGGGUCCACUGAGUGCCUCUCUGCUGUGGUGUCCUUGGCGUCGGCCGGGUCGGUUGGUAGCCCUCCGCAGCACUUCCUCCAGGGCUGGCACCAAGCCCCCCCCCCCCCCCCCCCCACUGGACCCCUCUCCUCAGCCCAGGCAGGAAACGGCUCCUCCAAGACUGGCCAAUCAACACGGAGCUGCCGAGCCGCCUGCCAGCACUCGACCGCCGUCGUCGCGCCCUCUCCCGUCUCCCCCUCCUUUCACACAAAGAUCACUUUAGCUGGAAGUCGAGACAGUCAUAUUUCUGGAAUUUGCCAGUGUUGUUUUGAUUUGAAUGAUUUCUUUUUGUAUUAUUUUUUUUUUUUGUUGUUGUUGACCUAUUUGAUGUUGUAGAUUUGUUUUGUCGUGUGUCUACAUGCAGUGGUCUUCAAACCAGCUGCUGAACUAGCCCUUCACUGUUCAUAUGCAGAAAACACUUUGGUCAGAGGUGCCUCUGCAAUUUCAUCCUGUGUAUUGAAUGCAAAACAAGGAUCAAUACUGCAGACUGUCGUUGAUUGUCUAAUCGUUAUUACUGAUCAUGCUUUGGUGUUGUUUCGGGACAGUAUUCUGUAGUACUUCCAGGUAGUAUGUCCAGGCGCGUCUCAGACGGGGUGAGUGUGUCCCGGCCCUCGCUGCUCCGCCUGCCCGCUGACUGUCCCCACCCCCACGCCGCCCUUUGCCUAGCUGCUACGCUACCCCCAUCCUCCUCUCUAACCCUGCCCAGACCACCGGCCCCGAAACGGACCAGACAGGUCCCACGACUCUGUUUCUAUGCAAAAACUAGAGGCUGGGGCCCUUUACAACGUGCCAAUCCUGGUUUAGGACUGGCCACUCCUCCCAGAGCUAGACCCCCCCAGCCCUUCUGUUGGCUCCCGUUCAGCACCUCAAAAUGGCCGCCUCUCCUGUAACGCUGGGCUAAACCACAAACACUGUCAUGGUAUUCCUGACCCUCCCUUCUGGUGGGGUGGUACAGGAGGAAGGCAGGCCUCUGUCAUUCUCUUUACUGUGCUGAAGAAGACAUCUCCUUGUCAGCUUGAUCUCAGGGUAGGAGAGACAACUUUAAGACUUAACACAGCUCUCUUGGUCCUGUCCUUACAUUGCGGGAGCUGUGAAAGUCUUACACUAAAGGCCCGCUGUGCGUUAGUCGGCACAGACCUUACGGCCAAGCGGGGAAGGGUUAGUAAUGGACUUCCUUCCCAUUAGGUGGCCUGCUUGUUAUGUCACAACCUAGAGACCCACUCUGCAUGCAAGAGAUGCCAACUUAACCCUAUGUGCCAAUACAAGCAGUCCCAAGUCAAGACUAUCUUGAGAAAGAACUCUUCUCCCAGUGUGGGGGAUUGUUGAGAACCUUCCGGAGAGAGCGAGGGGGACAGGAGGGAUCAAAACGGGCAGCGACACCUCAUCUCGGAACAACUGAGAUCAUUUGUUUUGUUUGGCUUUUCAUGGGGGAAUGCCCCGUUAUGGAGUAUAUCUCUACUCAGUUGGUGGUUCCAGUAUGCUACGGUGCACAGUUGAUGGGUAAUCCCGGGUACAUAUUUUUUUAAACCAAAAAUUAAAAUCGCAUUUUAAAACAUCAUUUUUAUGACGUUUGACAAAAAAUCUUAAUCUAAACUGAGGAAAAAAGACAAAAAAAAUAUAUAUAUGUAAAAAAAAAAAAAAAAAAAAAGCUCUGCACUUCUAGCUGAAAUGUCUCCAGUUAACAGCCUCUGCUUCCAUCCAUCCCGGGAGCGGACUGCAGGCUGGGGUGCCUUUUAAGUGGAUGCUGUAUUUAUCCUAUUUGUUUGUGUUCCGCUCAAAGUGGUCUCACAGAACUGUACAUUUCCACAGACCAGGAUAGCUUGAGCCUCACUGUAUCACCCCCUACAUCUCAAGAGGUACAAAGUCUUAAGAGAAUUUAAAAAAGUAAAUGAAUAAACGGAGAGAGAGGGGAAGAAGGAAAAAAAAAACGAACAGGAAAAGGCUACCUUUUAGGGACAUGCAGUCCUGCAGCACACUAGCAAAAAUCACUAUUGCCUGUUUCUGUAACUGCCUUGAUCCAAGCUCAGACAGACCCAUCCCCCUGGUCAUCCAGGCAUCCUGCUCCACAGUGGUGCCACACCAUGGUGCACCAGCACUGAGAGGUACUCAGCCUCUCAGCAGCUCCACUAUUGAGUACAGUAUACAAGACUACGGUGUGUGGUAGCACACCUAUGACACCUUGAUCUCAAUCUUAAGUUUUUCCUUUGCAAAAGUCUGGGUUUAAUUCAACUGAAGAUGAGCAAUAUGUAUUCCCACCCCCACCUCCUCCCCUCCCAAGCUACGUGAAAGUACGAAGGGAAGAUACAUGGUGGGGUUUAAGUGAUACUUGAUGGAUCAAGAGAAAUGUCUAAGUGGAUAUGCACGUUCUGAUUUGAUGAAACAUAUUACAGUACCAUUAAGUGCUAGUACUGUAUUGGUAUUUGUCCUUGGACUAAGUAGAACUACUCAACCUGAAAUCACCAGUUUGAAUGCAUACUUUACCCAGUAGAGAAAAAGAUCAUAAACAUAUCAAAACAAAAAAUAUUAAAACACAAAUACUUGAAUUAAGGAGCGCCAAUAACGUAAUGUGAAGUCUUUAGUAUUUUUUUUUUGUCUGACUUGUACACUUCCGAGCUUUUCGAAAACAUCAGUACAAAAUAUUGCAUUAAGUUUUAAACAGAUUAACAAUAUCGGAAAGAUAAAUGCAAAAAUCAUUGAUGUGUACUUGAAAGUCAGGUGUGUAUGAAUGUUUGUGCAAA
Osmerus eperlanus (European smelt) is the source of this 10597-nucleotide messenger RNA. It is a transcript of the gene tnrc6c2, whose product is annotated as trinucleotide repeat containing adaptor 6C2. The record is from RefSeq and is a predicted model, not a curated record. Gene Ontology annotation, biological process: miRNA-mediated post-transcriptional gene silencing; positive regulation of nuclear-transcribed mRNA poly(A) tail shortening. Lineage: Eukaryota; Metazoa; Chordata; Actinopteri; Osmeriformes; Osmeridae. Gene Ontology annotation, cellular component: P-body; nucleoplasm. Gene Ontology annotation, molecular function: protein binding; nucleic acid binding.